Molecule: messenger RNA, 6091 nt
Organism: Fukomys damarensis (Damara mole-rat)
Lineage: Eukaryota; Metazoa; Chordata; Mammalia; Rodentia; Bathyergidae
Exons: 2
Coding region: 810-1895 (361 amino acids)
Source: RefSeq, a predicted model, not a curated record
UAUUAUUGGAUUUUCCACUUCCCUUAUUGAUUGCAAAACUAUAGUUUAAAAUCACAAGUAGGAAACUGGCAUGAUUAUACUCAAGAUAUGGAACAUUUGUAUGAAUCUGUCCCCUGGUAUCCAAUGUGUAUUUGUCUUUUAUGUUGCUUUUUGGGGGCAGAUGGCUAGAGUAAUGAUGCAGCUAUCUUCUGCCUUAUGCUCAAAGCUUUGUAUUAGCAGAAUGGCUUAAGCUUAUUUUUCUGGCUCUGAAAAUGAAUAUUUAGCAAAGAAGCACAAGAAUGGCAGUUGGGUAAGUAACAGCCACAGCAUGAUAUCUACUAUAGGUCCUAGAGUUAGUUUCCUUGUGGUCCAGGUUAUUUUCCUGUUCACCUGUCUACUCACCAGACAGUACUGGUUUCCACAGACACAUAGUUGUACCAGUUGUCAGCCUUGCAAGUGUUUGGCCCUUUGUGGAGGAGCCUGUCCUUUUGUUACCAAGCCAUUGAACCAUUGAUCCAGUGCCCACCUUGGGUGAACUCCCGAAGGUGUGCUUUCUCAGUCUCCACCUUAUGCCUAUUUAUGAACUACUCUCAGGUAGCACUGCUUAACUUGCUGCCAAAAUGAUCCUUACACCCUUCCUGUAACUCUCAUUCCCUGUGGCUUUCCAGCCAGAAAUGCGGUCUUUGGACCUGACUUCUCAGCAAUUAGCCAUGAGAGGGAAGAAUCACCUGGCUCCUCGGAAUACAUUGAGAGCGCACAGAGCUUCCCCACACCUUCACAUUUUCACCUUGCUGCCCAGGCGCUUGCUUCAGUAGCCUUUCCAGCCCACUAUGGCCACUGCCAAUAGCAGUGCGGGCAUCCGGUGGUCCAGACAGGAGACACGAACUCUUCUCUCCAUACUAGGCGAGGCAGAGUAUAUUCAACGCCUCCAGACCGUGCAUCACAAUGCAGAUGUCUAUCAGGCUGUAUCUAAGCGAAUGCAACAAGAAGGCUUCCGCCGCACUGAACGUCAGUGCCGCUCCAAAUUUAAAGUUCUGAAGGCACUGUAUUUAAAGGCUUAUGUUGCUCAUGCCACAAGUAUGGGUGACCCACCACACUGUCCGUUUUAUGAUACGCUGGAUCAGCUUCUUCGAAAUCAAAUAGUGACUGACCCAGACAACUUAAUGGAGGCUGCUGCUUGGACCAAGCAAUGUGAUCAGAACUUAGUGGCCUCUGGCACACCAGAGGAAGAGGAAACUAGCAUUCUGAAAGCGAAAAGGACACAGGCUGCUGAUGAUCAGCCUAUCUUGAAAACAGUUAAGGAGUCAGAUGAGGAUUGUCAGCUGAAAAUCAGUGACCGGAUUCGAGAAACCAGUGACCUCGAGGACUCCUGGGAUGAAUCCUCAGGUGCAGGGUGCUCUCAAGGGACCCCCAGCUACAGCCGCUUCCACAACCUUUUCAGAGGUGCAGUUGCUCCCUGUCAGAGCAGCCCCAUGGCCAGACUGGGCAUGUCUGGUGAGACCAGUCCUUCCACCAGCACCAGCCAAAAUCCUUCUGGUGGAGCCUCCACACUGCAGCCCCCAGUGCUCUCUUCCAGACUCGGUUUUGUCUCUGGUGGUGAUAGGCCUAUGGCCAGUGAGCCCCCACCAAGGUGGGCAAGGCGAAGAAGGCGGUCAGUGGCCAGGACUAUUGCCGCUGAAUUGGCAGAAAACAGGAGAUUGGCAAGAGAACUUUCAAAGCGGGAGGAAGAAAAACUGGACAGGCUAAUUGCUAUUGGUGAGGAGGCCAGUGCCCAGCAAGACACUGCCAAUGAGCUGCGCAGGGAUGCUGUCAUGGCAGUCAGACGCUUGGCAACUGCAGUGGAAGAGGCAACUGGUGCUUUUCAGCUAGGGCUUGAAAAAUUGCUUCAGAGGCUGAUUUCAAAUACCAAAAGCUAAGAACUGAUUACAGAAGGAUGCAUUGCCUAAACUGGUAGAAGUCUACUUCCAGCAUUUGCCUUCUGGUACCCUAACUCUCUUCUGUGUCCUCAGAAGAGAGGAGAUGAGUCAUUAAUAUACAGAGUGUUAGGAGUUUGUGAGUUCCUUUUCCCAGGACCCUCCACUAAUUGAAAGAUCUUCCCAAAAUGUGAAGGGUGGCCUAAUAGACAGCAGAUGGAACCAAGUACAAGAGCCGCUUUGUCCUGGCUUACCGCUGAUAAGAAGCAGUCUCCUUUACCUCUCUUAUAAAAGUUUCUUCAUCUGUAAAAUGGGGGACAGAUAAUAACUAACUCUUGCCCUGCCUACCUCACAGGGUUGUUGUGAGGGUCAAACGGCAAAUGUGAAAGUUUAAAAGAACUAUACAUAUUUUAAGUUAUUAAUGCACAUGACCUUGGCUGAGACAAGGCUAGGUAGGGUGAGCACAUUAGUUCACAAGACAUAGAAGUUCAGUUGUAUACCAUGACCUCAUUCCUUGAAUUUUUGGGGUGUUGGGUGACCAGGGAUCAAACUCAGGACCUUGCGCUUGCAAGGCAGGUGGCAGAGCCACAGCUAAAUCCCCACCCCUACUUGAAUCUUUACUAGCUUAAUUUGACUGCUUCAUAGAGUUUCAGAUCUUAAUUUUUCAAAUCCCUCUGACUCAUUAGCCUACUAUAGGUACAACAUGUAUUGCACCUUUAUCUCAGUUGCACUGCCAUGACUCUGACAGGUCUAUUAGUAAGCACUCAUAAUAAUCAGAUGAGCAUUUUCUCCUUCAUUUUAUUUUACUAGUUCUUAUCUCCUGUCAAGUAUGUAAUUAAGAACUGACAGGUAACUACAAUUAGUAUGUUUGGUUCGUAUUGAUAACUUUUGAUAUGAAAUACUGGCUGUUUCAUAAGAUAGUAAAUGUAAGUAAAUUCUUUGCAUUUUAUAUUACUUGGGUCUCUUUUUAUGCUUCUGCUAUAUCUUCAAAUUGUUGCCGUUUGAAUGUUGUGGAAGCAAUUUGGAUUGUAUCAGUUUACAAUCUGCUUUUAAUUUCAUUCUUUUCUCUAGCUGGUAUUGGUUUUGGUUUUGAUGGUUGUUUUGGUCUAGUAUGUUAAAGAGGGCAAGCCUUAAAAAACUUUCCAAGGUCACUUUUCCUCAGAUGGUGUAUACCAAAAAAAAAGUUUGUCUAGGUAACAACAUAUGGAAGAAGAGAUGAACUUUGUUUUCCCUUUAGCUCUGAGAACACUGGAGGUUGGUAUAAAUGAAGACCACCUGUGAUAAACUUUUAAGCACAAACCUUCAGCAGAUAAUAUCCUCCACCUCAACACACAUUUUUUGGGAGAGAUGAAGCCACAUUUCCAGUUAACUUAUAUAUUACUGGCCAUCACUAAACUAACUUAAAGCUUUUAGUGGUUUUCUUAGUACUUUCAGAAAUCUUUGGGAUUUAAAAGGAAUAUUUUCAGGAAAUUCAAAUAGUGUUGGGGAUUUAAAACGUUUUCCUGCAGUCAAGACACUGGGGGAAUUACAGCAGGUGUGUUGGGAGGGGUUAUGUUUUAUGUAUCCCAGGCUGGAUGCCUACCUAAAUGCUGGAAAUACACAUAGGUGAAGAAGUGUCAGAACCACAGUGGGCCUACCACGAACACCACAGGUGGCAAGCAAGCCAGCCACCAGGGUGAAUGUAGGCUGGGCAUGUAGUGCAGUGGAGGUGGUGCACUGGGAUCGAUCUGGUUAAAAAAGACAAUGAAAUUUCAGUUGUAACAUUUUCAGUCACAGCAGCAUAUUAGUAUAUUUUGGAAAUUCUGGUAGCAGUUGUGUUUUAAGGGAGCCUUCUACAGUAUUAAUGUUGAUAUGCCUAUGAACUUUUAAACAUCAGGCCAGACAUAAAGACUCUUUGCUGUCAAGAAAUACAUGCCAAGGUAUUGAAAGACACAUAAACACAUUGUAAUUAUUUUAGGCCAUUACAUGGAAGGAUUUUUGUCAGUUUUAACUGGAAAUCACUAAUACAGAUUGAAUAGAUUUUCUGGGAAAACAGGCAAGUACUUGAGAAUUAGACCUGUACUGUGUAAAUCUAAUGGCAGGACAGUGCAUAGCAAGGAUUUAUUUAAAAUAUGAAAAGUGCUGAAGAGCAGAAGUAGAGUUUGGAGGUACUGUUGUGAAAAUCUAAUGGCUGAAGUGCUGCAGUGUAGGAAUAAAACUCAGAGAAAGGGUCCUAAUGAAAUAAACAAAAAUAAGCUAAGAAUAUCAAGGGGAGAAAGAUUGCAGUAGGAGGAGAGCAUGUGCUGGGAAGUAAGCAGAGUCCUACCUGAGCUCCCAAGUCCAGUCCCACCAACUGGACAGCCUCACAAACUUUUCACCGCUGCCUGGCUCAGGUUGCUCCCCUACAUGGGACCAAGUCAUUGUCCCACCUACCUCACAGGGGUGUUGUGAGGAACCAUAAGCAGAUGAAUGCAAAGCAUUGUUAGACACUGACGUGUAGGCACUGAAAUGUAACAGGAUUGGGGAAAGACCCUAUGUGUUGACUAUCAUAGGUGUACAGGAGGAAGAGAAAAUGGCAUUCUGGGAACACUGAUGCAAUGGUAGGAUUAAUGCUAUCUCCUGAAGACUGUGAUGUGAAUGCGGUGCUUGUGUGUAUCAGCCUCCCACUAUCUUUGUGUUUCUGUUCAGUAAUUUAAUCCUGCUAUGGACAAAUAAAAGUUUUUACUUCUAUGUAAUUGUGGGUUUGUCCACUACUUUCUGGUGAUAUCUGUGCUACUUUGUCACCUCCAUUCUCUGCUUUCUCCUUCCCUGGUUUUGAGUCUCCACUGUUGCCAUGUAUGGCCUUAAGAGCUGUGUGUGCUUUCUGUCCUCGAAAGAGAGAGUCCCUUUUUGAAUGGCAGUUGAGAAGUAGUUUUCCAUUUCUAAAGAGUUCUGUGAAUCCCAUAAAAUGUCUUAAAAGUUAACCCUUCUGAGUAGUAGACGACUCACACAAAACAAUAAAUUGUCCUGGUUACCUUAAAUUCUGUCCUAAAGAAAACAACCUGUAAUUGUCAUGUUUAAAAUACAGACACGCUUCCAUCUUUCUUUUCCUAAUCUUAAAAUACCUGAGAUGUAGUCUAGGGAGGAACAAGACAUUUAAGGGGGAAAAUGCUUAACUUCUGUAAUGAACACCUAGAUAUCAGCCUGUCUUGCCAUUAAUUAGCUGUGUUUUAAUUGCUAUUUUAGGUGAUGGAAGAGUAAAAAGAACCUGAAAGUGUUGCACAAUUCUAAGCCUAGUUCAUUUUGUCUUCCUUUUAUUUACAGAUUAAGAUCUUCAAGAUGUUCUGUAUCCCUUCCACAAUUAGCCACUUAAUUUUCAUCUGUCAUUAAACACUUAAAGCUGGUUUCUAUAUAGAGUAGCCACAGCUCUUUGGAAGCUUCUAGGAAGGAUACGAGUCCAUUUCAUCUAUAUUUCUAGGUAAUAUUAAGCCAAGGAUCAGAGGUUCUUAUCCCUUCAAGAGUAGAAAUACAAUGGUCAUUUACAGUCUUAGUGGGAGGCAGUGUGUUAAAGUAUAAAUAAGAGAAAAGUAUAAACAAAGUUGUAAAUAAUACCUGGCCCCUUAGUGUGAAUUGUUGCCCCUCUCAACUUAAUCUUUAAAAUAAUACCCACCAAACACCCCAUUUAGGUGUGGGUGAGGAUCAAAUAGGUGAAAUGUUCUGUAGUAUGUGUGAAUUGAUAUCACUGUCUUAAGCAGCACAGGGCCCAUUGCUUUAACUUUUUUCUUGUCAUAUUUUUUAGUACUUAGUAUGGGACAUUGUAGAUCUGUCUAUACUUUAUAUAGAUUCUGUAGUACUCUGCACUAUAUACAACGCUCAUACUUGUGCUCAAUCUUCUGCUUGUGGAUGCUGAUUCUGUUUAGAAAUCAAGAAACAGAGGUGGUAGUGAGGUCUGCCCUCCGUUUGCAGUCUUAACCUUUUGUCCUUUCCAUCUUAGUGGUUGGGUCUUCAGAGUCAUAAGGUGAAAGUGUGACAAAAUCAGUGAUACGAUGAAAAGUCACGUAUAGCAUGGUCAGAACAAAGUAUUUUCAAAUGUGAAGGUCAACACUUUAGGAGAAUCACUAUAAUGAUCAUAAAUAUUCAUUGAAUUUUAAUUUCUAUAAUAUUUGAAGACUGAGCAGUCUGAGAAUUUUGUUUAUAUUUUAAUAUCUGUUGACAAUGAAAAGUAUAGUCUUUAAACUUUA